Molecule: messenger RNA, 921 nt
Organism: Setaria italica (foxtail millet)
Lineage: Eukaryota; Viridiplantae; Streptophyta; Magnoliopsida; Poales; Poaceae
Product: DNA (cytosine-5)-methyltransferase DRM1A
Source: RefSeq, a predicted model, not a curated record
AUGCUGGACCAAUUGGUACCUCAAGACCCACCCACUACCAUGUUUUGCUCGAUGAGAUUGGCUUCUCAGCAGAUAAUCUCCAGAAGCACAUAUGUGGAUAUGGGUUUCCUGGAGGAGAUGGUUCUGAAGGCCAUGAAGGAUAACGGGGAUAAUGAGUCAUUGGUUGAACUUCUUCUAACCUACCAGGAAAUAGGAAAUGAUCCCUCUGUGGAUAACGGUUCUGCUUCUGGCUAUUUCCCUCAAGCUGCUGAGGAUAGUGAUGCUGAUGAUAUUUUAGAAAACUGGGAUGAUGAGGAUGCUGGUGAGCGAAACAGGGGUCCGACCAUUGACGAAUCUGGUGAUGAGGUGUAGCUGUAAUCUAAUCUGGUUGGUUAUUUGCCUUGGGAGAAUUGUGUUCGUUUAGGCAAAUUGGCAAAACGACAUGUUCCCAUGAAACUAGAAACCUGGAUUUUGUAAGAAACUCGUAAUGACAUUCUAUUUACAUAGCUUCUAUUUAGUCAUUUGAUGGAUAAUUUUACUUUGAAUGCAUCAGCAAAUUUCAAACCCAUUAGUCUUUAAUUUAUGAUUCCAAAUUGCUUACCUUCAAAAUGGUUCAGUCCAUGCUGUUGUUGCUAAAAUAAUACAAUUUCAGUUUACCUGAUGCAUAUACCAAUGUUAGUGAUUUUUUCAGGAGCAAUAUAGAGUUUGAGUGGAGCACACAAAUGAUGGACGGUCAAUGUCAAGCCAACCUUUGCUACAGUGCUAGACAUAGCUUAUUCCAUUUUCAUGUGUUCAAAUUAGCUAGUGUGAUUCGGAUACCUUAUGUGUUUCAAUAGUUGUGCGUGUGUUAUCGACUAAGUUUGACAUUGGAUGGUUUCAUUAAUGAUUUGUACGGACAAAGCAUGUUUUGGAUUAAUGGAUGUCUAAAUGCUUCUUUCAUCA